CUCAGCUGCGUGGCCGAAGCAUCCUCGCGCCCCAGACCUCUCCAGGUUCCUGUGUUUAUUUCUCGACGGGACCGUUGAAAGGCACUAAAAUAAACUCCAGUUUAACUCGACUCUCAUAUGCGGUCUCCAAAACCAAGACGACGCUGCAUUUGUGCUACCAAGUGCCAUGGCUAGAAAGACGGACACCCGCUCAUCUUACUAUGGUGAGCCGUGCAACUUUGACCCCACCUUCAGAGGGCCUGUUCACAACAGGAGCUGCACUGAUGUGGUUUGCUGUGUUAUCUUCAUCGCUUUCAUCAUCGGCUACAUCGCGCUGGGUACUGUGGCCUGGAUCCAUGGCGACCCCAGGAAGGUCGUCUAUCCAACCGACAGCCGUGGUCAGUUCUGUGGGCAACAGAACACCCCCAAUGCAAACAAAGCCAAAUUAUUCUACUUCAACAUGUUGAAAUGUGCCAACCCUGCAGUUUUGAUUAACCUCCAGUGCCCUACAACCCAGCUCUGUGUCUCCAAGUGCCCUGACAGCUUUUCAACCCUCCUGGAUGCAUGGGGUACCAACAAAUGGGAAUAUUACAAGCAAUUCUGCAAGCCAGGCUUCGAGAUCAGCAGCAAGACAGUACUUGAAGUCAUACGAGAUGAAGACUGCCCUUCUAUGAUUGUGCCAAGCAGACCUUUUCUUCAACGGUGCUUCCCCGAUUUCAUUACGAGAAAUGGAACUUUAACUGUAGCCAACCAGACCAUCUUCAAAGACGGUGACAAUAACAAGAGAAGUGUCAACGACCUUAAAGAUGCUGCCAAGGCUGCCAACUUUGCACCCAGAGAGCUCUGGACAGAAAUUACAGGAGGUAUCGCCAGUCUGCUCAAUGUCAAUGAAGUCGGCAUUAAAAUCUUUGAAGAUUAUGCAAAUUCCUGGGACUGGAUCCUCAUAGGUCUGGUGAUUACCAUGGUGGUCAGUCUGAUCUUUAUCCUGCUGCUGCGCUACACUGCUGGGGUGCUCCUGUGGCUCAUUAUCAUUAGUGUCAUCACUGUGAUCGGCUUUGGUAUCUGGCACUGCUACUGGGAGUACAGCAAUCUGACCAGGAAGCCAGGUGCUAAUGUCACCAUCUCUGACAUCGGCUUCCAAACAGACUUCAGCAUUUACCUUCAGCUCAGCCAAACGUGGCUCAUCUUCAUGAUCUCACUUUCUGUGAUUGAGGCCGUUGUUGUGAUUAUACUGAUAUUUCUGAGGAGGAGGCUGCGCAUCGCUAUUGCAUUAAUGAAGGAGGGAAGCAAGGCCAUCAGCUACGUCAUGUCCACUCUCUUUUACCCCAUCAUCACCUUUCUCCUCCUGGCCAUCUGCAUCGCUUACUGGGCCGUCACAGCAGUCUUCUUAGCAUCAUCUGGUAAUGCAGUCUACAAGGUCACACCUGCUGACGAUAAAUGCAUGUAUGCCAACCUCACAUGCAGCCCAAACACCUUCAGUGAGACCAAUAUUACCAAAGUGUGCCCCGGAGCCCAAUGCAUGUUUGCCUUCUACGGUGGGGAGACCAUGUACCACCGCUACAUCCUGGUGCUCCACCUGUGUAACCUGUUCAUGUUCCUCUGGCUGGUCAACUUCACCAUCGCUCUGGGACAGUGCACCCUGGCCGGGGCCUUCGCGUCCUACUAUUGGGCCCUGAAGAAGCCCGACAACAUCCCAGUGAGCCCCCUCUACUCCUCCUUCAGCCGAGCCAUACGCUAUCACACAGGUUCUCUUGCCUUCGGUUCUCUGAUCCUCGCUGUGGUGCAGAUGAUCCGGAUAGUUCUCGAGUAUGUGCAUACCAGACUGAAAGGUUCUGAAAACUCAUGUGCUCGAUUCCUGCUUUGCUGUCUCAAAUGCUGCUUCUGGUGCCUGGAGGACUUCAUCAAGUUCAUGAACAGAAAUGCAUACAUCAUGAUAGCAAUAUAUGGAAAGAACUUCUGCACCUCUUCCAAGGAUGCUUUCUUCCUUUUGAUGAGGAACAUUAUUCGGGUGGCUGUCCUGGACAAUGUGACAGACUUUCUGCUUUUCUUGGGAAAACUGCUUAUUUCAGGAAGUGUUGGUGUUCUUGCAUUUUUCUUCUUCACACGUAAAAUACCAGUCAUUCAAGAGGAGGUGCCAUCCCUAAAUUACUACUGGGUCCCCCUUGUGACGGUGAUAUUUGGAUCCUACAUGAUUGCGCAUGGAUUUUUUAAUGUCUAUGCCAUGUGCGUGGACACGUUGUUCCUGUGCUUUUUGUGGGAUCUGGAGGCGCACGACGGCUCUCCUCUCCGGCCCUACUACAUGACCAAAUCCCUGAAGAAAAUCCUCAAGAAGAAAAACGUAGAGACGCCGAGAGAAUGAAGUAGAGAAAAUAAAAAGGUGGGGGAAGGAGAAAAGCUCAAGUUCAUUCGCCAAAGCAUGGUACAAGCCCAUGUGGCAAUAAUGACUUUGCCAAAUAUAAUUUAAGUGUUCACAAGUUGCAGCCGUACACUCUAAUUAAAAAAAUGUUGCAACUGUAAUAAUUAGAUCCAAUCACAUGCUCCUAAAGUAUGAUGAGUAAUGUGUUUUGAUAUUUAACUUCAAAAGUCAGUUUGUUGUUUUUAUAUUCAACGGUGUACAAGCAACACCAAGUUCUUGUAAAUAUUUAUAUUUUUUAUUUUAUAGUUUUAACUGAUGUAUAUAUGGGUGUGUUUGUUACAGCCACAGUCAUACUUCACAUAAGUUCCUAUUGGAAUGAGUGAUUUCUUUCUUUAUUGAGAUUGUGCUAAACAUCAGCAGUUUUUGUUCGUAUAACUCUUGUAGUUGCCGGUUCCCACCACUGGAUGGCGCCACUCAUUAACGUGUGUUAUGUAUACUGUUGUUGUGGUGUUGAUGUGCUGGUGAUUGAACUCGUUUUUCCAUGAAAUGGUUAGACGUCAGCUCGUCUAUGUAUUGUGUUAUCACAUGUUUUUUUACCUCAAUUUGUCUCACAUUGAGAAUCAGAUAAGUGUCCACUGUUUUCAUCUUUAACUGUCAAGGACAUAAUGGCAGAGCAUUUCAAAGUGCUUCACGCUUUAAGGGCCUUUUUUGUAGAAUUGCCACAUUGAGUGUCUAAUUGCAUCUUGCAGCUACAUUAAUUUUAUUUUAAGAUGCUUUCCUGACAUUCAUAAAAGAACGUGUUAGAGUGAUAGUCAGCAGCAGUUGGAUGUAGGAAUAAAAGGUGAAGUAGAAGGAUAUGCUGCAGCGUGUGUCAGACCAGUCUACAACGCAGAACCUUACACGUGUUCUUAGAUGUUUAACAUGUCUAUUUGUGGGACGCAACCAAAAUUGUCUCGUCUUAAAGAGUCCCUAAUUUUUUUAAAUGCUUUAAAAAGUGUCAUACUCACAAUGCACACCAAUAUUACUAAUUUUCAACAGCAUAAAACAUAAACCUGCAGUUGAACCCACUUCUCUGAUGAAGCAAGAAGCUUCAAACUUUGCUUCCAUCAAAAAAGAUCUAGGUAGAGUAUCCCCUUGAUUAUAGAACAAAACAUAAUACCAACAUUUCUUGAUGGAGUUAUGAACUUCAUUGUACAGUGUUGAAUCCUUUUGUUUCUAUGGGUGCUCUGUUGGUCCAAAUUGGAGCUUACCUCAAAUAGUAUUAGUGAGUUCAAUUGAGGCAGUAGUCAGGCAGAACUUCUUUUUUUUUUUAAAGAUGGUUUUAAAAGACAACUUGCCCUAUAUUUUACAUUGGCUGCUUUCUGAAGUAUAAGCACAUCUCUGGCAUUAGAAGCAUGCUGAUGUCAGGUCAGUUUGCAUGACUGUUUGUAACACUGGUGCGCCAGUAAUGUGGAAGAUACAGUCUGUUUUGAUAAGAUUCUAAGUAAAGCUUGAAUAUGUUGUAUGUUAAAUGAGUUAUUGGCAGGUUUGGGUGUCACCAGGUUGUGACUGAAAUACACAAGUGACACAGCUUUUGGCAGUUUCACACACAUCCAACUUAUGGUGAGGUUUUCUACAUUAAUGUGAUGCUCACCUUUAGAUCUUUGAGAUGAGACUCAUGAGUCUUUGUACCGUGUUUGUCAAAUGUGGAAACCUGCUCUCAUGGUGCCUCAGAGUGACAGCGCCAGGCUCACACACCCUGUGCCGCCGUUUAGCUGAACACGCUGGGACACGUACAAUGUAACAAUUCAGUAAAAGCAAAACAACUGUGCUUCAGUGUCUGAAAGGAGAGAAACGAUUCCUGUGGUGCUCAGUGUGCCAUAUAACGUCUGCCUUUAUUCCUUUUUAUACUGAAAAACUUGUAUUCCUCCAGUUGAAUUGUGGAUCUUUACAUCAUGCAACAGGUCGGGUUUCAUUCCCAUGAGGGUGGAUACCUAAGAUCUGAUAACAGAAGUAAAAGCUGCUUUUAUAUGCCUCCCCCCUUCCAUGUCUGAAAAUUGGAUUCUUUUGGUCAACCACAGUCAACAAGUAGACACAAGUGCAGCUCCUCUCCUCAUUACGUGCGUCACUUUUCUAACCGCAAACUCUUAAAAGUCAAACUCUAAAGAUGCAGUGCUCAAACCUGUCAAUACUGCAAAUGGUGUUAUUUAUUGUGGCUCCUUUGUGCACAAAGCUGACAGUAUAAGUGCCUCUGUUUUAUAUUUAUUUAUAACGUUACGGUUGCAUGUGUUUUUUUUAACAGAUUAUAUUACAUCAAAUAUAAAUGUUUCUGUUUUUAUCAAUAAAUAGUAUUUCUACUAUG
Molecule: messenger RNA, 4676 nt
Organism: Trematomus bernacchii (emerald rockcod)
Lineage: Eukaryota; Metazoa; Chordata; Actinopteri; Perciformes; Nototheniidae
Gene: slc44a5b
Product: solute carrier family 44 member 5b
Exons: 23
Coding region: 167-2338 (723 amino acids)
Biological process (GO): transmembrane transport
Cellular component (GO): membrane
Molecular function (GO): transmembrane transporter activity
Source: RefSeq, a predicted model, not a curated record